GGGCUGGACCAGCGGUGCAGCCGGAGGCGGGGACAGUGGAACAGAUCCGGCUGGCGGGCGAAUUCCUGACAGCUGCGAGCCAGAAGGAAGGGGGACAACUCGCUGCACUGGACCUCCCACCAGCCAGUGUACUGACCUCAGCUGCCCUUCAGGAGGCUGACUGCUUAUCAAGGCGGGACAGCAGCGGCGACCUGCUGCUCUUCUUCCAUGAGCCCAACCUGGACGUCUAGUGAACACUUGACUCUGCCAUAUCUCUCCAUCUGGGAGCAUUUCCAGAGGACCCUCAGGCUCAGAAGCCGUUCCAGUUGAGUCCAGGUUCUGAAGAUAAAGAAGUCCACAGGUCUGAUGGCCACCCCGAGUGGAAGAGAAGACUCCAGCUCCCAGGCACCCUGUCAUGGGGAGCAGGGAAGUGAAGCCUGCGUGGAGGAGCUGGACCACCCAGAGAGGCUGGAGGCGGAGGUGCCGGACCAGAGUGUCAUGUGGAAGAAAGCACAGGAAUUCUUCCAGACCUGUGACUCCGAGGGCAAGGGCUUCAUUGCUAGGACAGACUUGCAGAGGCUGCAUAAGGAGUUGCCCCUGAGUCUUGAAGAACUGGAAGAUGUGUUUGAUGCCCUGGAUGCCGACAGCAAUGGUUUUCUGACCCCAGAAGAGUUCGCCACUGGAUUUAGUCACUUUUUCUUCAGUCAAAAUAGCCAAAGAGAGGAGGAUGCCGGCCAGCAGGUGGUCCAGCUCCAAGAGGAAAAAGUGUAUCAGUCUAGAGGGGAGGAGGAUAUGGGAGGUGUGGACCAAGAUGAAGAGGCACAGUUUCAGAUGCUGAUGGACAGACUUGGAGCCCAGAAAAUUCUGGAUGAUGAAAGUGAUGUCAGGCAACUGUGGCUGCAGUUGAAGAAGGAUGAGCCUCACCUGCUGUCCAACUUCGAAGACCUCCUCACCACAAUCUUCACUCAGCUCCAAGAAGCCCACGAGCAGAAGAAUGAACUGGAAUGUGCCCUCAGAAAGAAAAUCGCUGCUUAUGAUGAAGAAAUUCAGCAUCUCUAUGAGGAGAUGGAACAGCAGAUCAAAAGCGAAAGGGAACAGUUCCUCCUAAAAGACACAGAGAGAUUCCAGGCUCGCAGCCGGGAGCUGGAAAAGAAGCUGAGCGCCAAGGAGCAGGAGCUGGAGCGGCUCAAUCAGAAGCAGAGGAGGCUGGAAGGCCAGUGUGCGGCUCUACACAACGACAAGCAUGAGACCAAGGCCGAGAACAGCAAGCUGAGGCUCACUAACCAGGAGCUGGCCCGGGAGUUGGAGCGCACCUCCCAGCAACUGCAGGAGGCACAGCAGCAGCUGGAGAGCCUCCAAAGAGAAGCCUGUGAGCUGCAGCAGGAGAAGGAGAUGGAAGUGUACCGAGUGACUGAGAGUCUGCAGCGGGAGAAGUCUGGCCUCCUGAAGCAGCUGGAUUUCCUAAGGGAAAGAAACAAACACCUCCGGGAUGAGCGGGACAUAACUUUCCAGAAAGAUAAGGCGGCCAGGGCAAGCACAGCUGCUUCCAAGGCAAACAGGAAGCAAAGGUCUGGCUCUGUGAUCGGCAAAUAUGUGGAUGGCAGGGGAAUUCUCAGGAGCCAGUCACAGGAGGAGGAAGAGGUAUUUGGCCCCCUGAGGAGGAGAAGCUCUGUGGGCCUGAGUGCAUAUCUCCAGGCCGAGGAGGAACUAGGAACUGGGGAGCCAGGGACUGGGGUUCCUCGUCGCCAGGCACUCCGAAGAAUCAUCUCCAUUGAGGAAGAUCCCCUGCCUCAGCUCCUGGAAGGAGGCUUUGAGAAGCCACUGAACAAAUGCCCAGAAGAGGAGGAGCCUUCUGACCAGGGAACAGAAGGGCAAAGCGUGGCUGCCCCAGUCUUGGAUCUCAUCCCUUCCUCUCCCCGAGGUCAGCCUGUCGGAAAAGAGACCCUCUACAAGGAGGAGAGGGUUUCCUCAGCCCCCGACCGGCUCUUUAAGAUCGUGUUUGUGGGCGACUCUGCAGUAGGGAAGACAUCCUUCCUGAGGAGGCUCUGCGAGGCCCGAUUCUCCCCAGGCAUGGCAGCCACUGUAGGCAUCGACUACAGAGUGAAGACGGUCACUGUGGACAAUGCGCAGGUGGCUCUGCAGCUGUGGGACACUGCUGGACAGGAGAGAUACCGCUGUAUCAGUCAACAGUUCUUCAGAAAGGCUGACGGCGUAGUUGUCAUGUAUGACCUCACAGCCAAGCAAUCCUUCCUGUCCAUCCGCCAGUGGCUGAGCAGCGUGGAGGAAGCUGUGGGAGACCGAAUUCCUGUCCUGCUGCUGGGCAAUAAACUUGACAAUGAGAAGGAGCGGGAAGUGCCCCGGGGCCUGGGAGAGCAACUCGCCAAGGAGAACAAUUUGAUCUUCUACGAGUGCAGCGCCUGUUCGGGUCACAACACCAAAGAGUCCCUGCUCCACCUGGCCAGAUUACUCAAGGAGCAAGAGGACACAGUGAGGAAGGACAUUAUUCAGGUUGGCCCCCCUGCCAAGAAGAAAUCCUGUUGUGGCUGACAGUAGUUCCCUAGCCCCAGCCAGCUUGCCCAUGCCCAAGGUCACCUUCAGCCAGCAGCCCUUCGAAGCCCAAGGACACAUGGCUACUUGAACCAGCACUUGGGCUCAUAUACAGCAACACCUAGCAAGGCCUGCUCUGCCUUGUCCUUGUUGGUGACUUGCCUCCCCUAAUGGAAGGAAACACCUGCAGCCAGGAAGGCUGCCUUUUCCGUGUCUUGAAAUCUGCUCCCCCCUUCUCAUCUACACCCCAAUACCCACUCCUUCCCCCUCCUCCAGUGUGGUUUUCUGAAAGAAAGGAGCAGAUGGGCUUUUCCAGAAAAGUCACCACGUGCCUUCUCCACCUCCCUUCUCCUCUCCCCAUGCCCUCAGGAGGUUCUGCACUGUGGUUGCCAUGACAACAGUGCAGGGGCAACUUGCUGCUUCUUGAAGGCCAAAGAUGUGCCAUUUGGGUGAUGCUGGGGUGGCCUGUCUUGCUUUGGCGCCAGUUCUUCCGAAACCAGAGAGCUGCUCUCGGCACACAGGUCACUGACCUUGAGACACCUGAGGUGGCUCCCGGGGCUCUCAGCUUCUCCCAGAGUUCCUGAAUCACAAGAUUCACAGGCCUCUCCCAGCUCCAUCUGCACUCACUGGAUCUGUGCCUGUAGGUCUCUGCAGUGUGCUUCCUAAGGACCCUGCAACCCAGGCUCCAGGGUAAACAGUGGAUGACAGCUCCAUGCCUAGAGUUACACAGCGUGCAUAUUCCUACUUCACUUUGAAGAAGAAAACCAAAGGGGGGAAGACAUCUGAGACUAAAGACAGUGGCUAUUUCUAAGACGCAUGCCGCACACAGAAACCACUUCUCUGAGGGUUUUUCCAAAGAGGUAUCUCUUUGGAAAAUCACAUCUGAUUAUUGACAGGGCAGAUUGACAGGCGGGCAUGUGGAGGGGAAUGGCGUCCAACACUAGGUCUGAGAUUAUCGGCUUCCUUUAUUGCAUUUUCUUUUAUUCCAGGAGGUUGUACUGGCUUUUAAAAUGUAGCUGUGACAGUGGCAAUUUGCAGGUGCUUGGGAGGUGAGCUGCCUCUAGCUGGUGACUUCAGCAGAGGGCGCUAGGCUUCAGGGAAUGACCUGAACCCUGCCAGGGUCCAUUCCCUGCUUCUGAUCAGCACUAAAUGUCUGGGUGCUGGAAAAUGCAUCCUUGUCCUAGAUGGAAGGCAGGCUAGAAAGAUCGCAAAAGGUGCUUUUCACACGGGAUUGACAUUCUGCCGACACUUUCUCUUCUUCGGCAGAAGAACCAGGCACUGGCCCGAGGACCCACACCCAACAAGUGUGGUUCACAUAAGAGGAUAGAAUGUUAAGGACAAACUCCACAUAGCCACGUAAGCAAGGAGAAGCAGCAAGCUAGAGUUCCGAGGCAUGUUGUACAGACUCUUCAGCAGACCCCUCAAAGAACGAGAGGCCCAUCAUGCCUAACUGCUUUUGGAAGGCUUUUCUCUUUUUCUGAUCUAAAAUUUGCAGGGACCAGAGAGCCAGUGUAGGAUGCUAACAGAACCUAUGCCCACGUGUCUUGAGGAGGUCCACACUCGCCACAGGCCGGCUCCUACCCCAGACCCCUUCCCCAUCAGUUAAAGGAAGGGUGGUUUGUUUGAUGCGUGCCAGCUUUCUGCUAGGAUACGUAGGAUGACUUGUGAUGACUCUGACGACAUACUUAUUUUCCUCACAGGCUAGCGCCAGAGCUAAGGCUCAGAUCUUUCCCUAGGGGAAGGAAGGGCAAUGGUUAUGUUUGUGGGUUGGAGCAUGGAGAGGGGGCAUGGGAGCCACUUGGAAGUGGUGCCCACUCUGUGUGUGUGCAGGUCAGGUACAAGGUUGGAUGGCCAUGAACAGUGUGGCCAGCUCCUCUGUUUCUGACCAUCAGAGAUGGGACUGGAAUGCACAGGACCUGCAGACUCUACGGGGAUCCUCUGGGCCCCCUGAUGCCUUAAUGCCCAGCACGAUAUCCCAACUAAGGAUACCAUUCGUAAAUAAGAGGCCUUAAAGGGAUUGGAGGAGAGAGGGAGAACACUGGCACCAAACCUUUGGACAUGUGACAAGUUCCAUGAAUCUAGAGGACUAGGAGUAGAAGGAAUGGGGUCAGGGAGUUCUCAGGGACAGAGAGACCUUGGUUUGUUUCUUUCUUUAGCCCCACUAUAAAGAAAAGAGAAGAAUAUGGAUUUUGGUGGGGCUUGAGGAGUCCCUUGUCCCCAGCUCUCAUCUUCUCCCUGACUCUUUUAAAGAUACUACUACGUGGUUCAGAGCCACCCUCAGAGGCUAACCCUGGCCCUGAGGCUGAGAGAGUGCUCAGAGACCCUCUGUCUCCAUCCCAUUUGCACUCCUGCUGAUUUGCCACCUUUCUUGCUCAUCUCUCUCAAAGUUUCAAUGUCUACCUCACAUAGAGCUCAAGAGGCAUAUUACAGGCUAUACAGGCAAUAGCCAUGAAGAACUCACUAUAGUACCUAUUAUGUCACAGGCCUUCGGUACCAGGACCUGGUUUCACUGGUAGCCUGGAGUCACAGCGCAACCCACUUUCCAGUCAUCUGCCCAGAACGGGCACAUUUACCAGAACUGGCUCAUUUGGACAUCUCUCUGUUCAGCCCAUUGGCUGGGUUCCGAGUCAGAGGUGACUUUGUUCUUGACCUCGCUGUCAUUUCUUCUCACGGACUCCCAGGAUUCCUGGGUCUCCUGCUAGGGCCUGUGUCCCAGCAAUGGUCCUUGCUGAUUCCAGGCCCCAGUCUCUGCCUCUCCCCUCUGUCAUUCUCCAGGACUGCGGCAGCCACUUAAAUCUGGGGCCAGUCCAUGGCUAUUUAACUAUGAGUGACCUUGCCUCAUGACAGUCCCACAGCUCCCUCUCUCUCUUGCCCUUAGCUGACCCAUGAUUCUUUGUGUCUGCUGCCACCCACAACCCUAAGUUGCCAAGUCAGGAAGUCCUGCACCAAACCAGUAUCCCAGGUGUUUCACUUCUGCUUGGGGUUUGGUUCUUUUAGCCUCACUGGGCCUCGCUGGCCUUCAUGUUCCCCUGUGGCACGGUCUCUCUUCUCCUCUCCCCUUUAGUCACCUCUGUCCCUUUCUUCAUCUAAUUCUGGGCUCCCCACUCUCCUCAGGAGACCCUUUAAUCAUGUGUAUGAAUUUUGCCAAAUGGCUUAACUGUCUCUACAGUGAGCACUGCUCCAGGGGUCUUAAACCAGUCUCAGCUAAGGUGCUAACGAGCUUAGCCGCUCCAGAGCUCUCACUUGCUUGAACAGAGAACUCUAAGAGAGGCAGUGCUUCCAGUCAAAUGAAUGAGUCGCUAAUGGUAAAAUUUCAAGCUCCUCUGGGGUUGGGAUAUGGAGGCCAAAUAUUUAACUCCAAGCUGCCCUUACCGCUGCUACUCUUAGAGAUCUGUUUGCUUCGUGUAUUGAGGGCUCCUCUGCUAGGUAAAACAUAUUCAAACCAUGACAUCUUCAGUUUAUAGUGGCAUCCUUUGGAAGAGUAACAAAUUUUUGUCUUCAUGGUCCCUCUUUUAUUUGCUGUUUUACAUGAUGUAUAUUUUUUCUUUUACCUUCCAAUCUGUGUAUCUUUAAAGCGAGUCUCUGGUACACACCAUACAGUUGGCACAUUUUUUUAAAAUAUAUUUUCCAGUAUCUUUUAAUUGCAAAUUUUUGUUUGCAUUUAAUCUAAAUGAUAAGAAAAGAUUGUCUGCCACUUUGCUAUUUUCUUCUUAUACCUAAUAUAUAUUUCAUUUCUUUGUUUUUCCAUCACUACCUUUUUUUUCUGGUUCAUCAUUUAAUUAUCUUAUCUGCUUUAUUUUAAAAAUAUGUCCUUUUGGUACUUGCAAUGAGGGUUACCAUGAACAUUUCCAUUAUGAUAAUACAUUUAGAUCAAGAAUAACUUAAUUCUACUAAGAUGUGGAACUCUGAUUCUGUAUACCUCUAUUCUCAUCUUCUUUAUGUUGAUCUAUAUAUCUUAUUAUCAACAGUUAUGUCUUCAUAUGUCCCGAACCUUUCAUAUAGAUUUGUUAUGUUGUUUUAUGCACUCACCCUUUAGUUUGACCUUUAAAGGGAGUUAGAUGUGGCCAACAUACAGAGAGUAGAUGUCAAUGGAGUUGCUCAUCUGUAAUUAGGAUGUUUAUAUCUCACUCUACCCCACCCCACCACCAAACUUGGGGACUGUCACAGAAGAGAGGAUGUUAAGAUUGUAAGAGCCAGAGCUUGAGGAGGACUGGGCCAAAACAGCAUCUUCUGAACCUAGCAGGUUCAUUGCACUUGUGAACUCACAGCUGCUGUGGUUGACUGUACAAGAUCUGGACAAGAUCAAGCCAGUCAGCAUCACCAUAGAGCUGGAUGUGCUCAUGAACCCUUGCCCUCAGUUGAAGCUACUGAUGGCUUCUAGGGAGAGAGAACCAUUUUUCUUUAAGGAUGUGGCCACUGGAGGUCAACCAUGCUCCAGUGGAUGACCCUAUGUUCACAGAUAUAUGGGCAGCACUAAUUGAACUUGGUUAUUAGAAACACAAAAAGGACAAGAAGUUGGGAGAGGGUAUUGAGAAGAGGGAGUGGGUGUUGGGAGGGGUUGGGGGAGAGAUGGGGUAAAAAUGAUCCGAAAUAUAUGUAUGUAUGAAAUCAUCAAAUAAUAAAAAUAUUUAUUUUAAAGGAGUUAU
This is a messenger RNA of Rattus norvegicus (Norway rat), 7172 nucleotides long. The record is from RefSeq and is a predicted model, not a curated record. NCBI's taxonomy places the organism in Eukaryota, Metazoa, Chordata, Mammalia, Rodentia, Muridae.